UGUGGGGAUGGUGAGCGGAAGUUCGCCGGUGGCAGGCAAAGCGGAGGCUGGCCGGGCAGAGGGGCGUCGUGUUGUGGCAUUAAGUGUUUAACUCCCGAGGGGGGGUGGGGAUUUUAAAUUUUAAAGUCGGCCCAAACGGCGACUGCGAGUUUAGUACGAAUGCGGGGCGAAGAGUCGUCGGACUCGGAGUCGGGGAGGAUGGAGGAAAGUUCAGUCCGGAGGGGUUUGGAGACCUUGUGUCAGGAGCUGAACAUGGACGAGCAGACUGCCGCCGCGGCCAUGGAGAACUUCACUGCCAUAUGGAAUACAUACACCCUGGAGGGAGAGGUGGUCCACUGGCUGGCCUGUUCGCUGUAUGCAGCCUGCAGGAAGGGAUCGACUCCCACGGUGGGUAAAGGGCUGAUGGAGGGAAACUGCGUCUCCCUCACCAGGAUCCUCCGCUCCUCCAAACUCAGUCUGAUCCAGUUCUUCUCUAAGAUGAGGAAGUGGGCCGACAUGUCCAACCUCUCGCAGGACUUCAGGCUGCGCAUGGAGCGGCUGGAGCGCAACUUUGAGGUGUCCACCGUGAUCUUCCGCAAGUUCGAGCCCAUCUUCAUGGACAUGUUUCAGAACCCCCAGGGAGGCGAGCCGCCGCGCCAGCCACGCAGCAGGAAACACAGGCGGCUGCCCUGUCACAUCAGCGACGUGUUCAAGUUCUGCUGGACGCUGUUUGUCUACACCAAAGGUAACUUCCGUAUGAUCGGUGAUGACCUGGUGAACUCGUACCACCUGCUGCUCUGCUGUCUGGACCUGGUGUUUGGAAACGCGCUGCUCUGUGCCAACAGGAAGGACCUCAUCAACCCAACGUUCAGAGGUCUGCCCGCUCUCUACCGCGCCGAUGGUCACGUUUCAGCGGACGAGCCUCCUCCAUGCGUGUUGGAGAGGUUGUGCGAGCUGCACGACGGACUGGUGGUGGAGGCGAAAGGCAUCAAACAGCACUACUUCAAACCGUACAUACAGAAACUGUUUGAGAAACAGAUCCUGAAAGGCCACGGGGAGCUUUUAACAGAACUGUUGGAUCCUCAGAACUUCAUUGAUAACAAUAAAGCCAUCAACAGGGAGUAUGAAGAGUACGUGUUGACGGUGGGAGAUUUUGAUGAACGGGUGUUUCUGGGAGCCGACGCCGACGAGGAGAUAGGAACCCCGAGGAAGGUCGUUCAGGAACCGUCCGCCAGCCAGACGACCACUCAGAACCAGCUGCAGCAACAUGUGGAGAAGUCCGGCUCUCUCGCUCCCUCCACCCCUCUGACCGGACGGGUUUACCUGAAGGAGAAGGACCUGCUCGUCACGCCCGUUUCCUCGGCGACGCAGAGCGUCAGCCGGGUGCAGAGCAUGGUGGCCGGGCUGAGGACGGCCCCUAGCGACCACCUGAUGCAAAUAUUCAGGUCGUGCUCCAGAAAUCCCACAGAGUCCAUACUGGCCAGAGUAAAAACCCUGGGACAACUCUUCAAAGAACAUUACACCAACGACUCAGAGGACACACCUGGGUCUCACAUAGACUUUGCAGAGAACCGUCUGAAGCUGGCAGAGAUCCUUUACUACAAGAUCCUGGAGAACGUCUUGGUUCAGGAGACCAAACGGCUGCAAGGCAAAGACAUGAGCGUGUUGUUGGAGCAGGAUAUCUUCCAUUGUUCCUUGAUGGCGUGUUGUCUGGAGGUGGUGUUGUUCUCCUACAGCUCCCAGAGAACCUUCCCGUGGAUCAUCAGUGUCUUCAAACUGGCCCCGUUCUACUUCUUUAAGGUGAUUGAGGUGUUUAUCCGCUCAGAGGAGGGUCUGUCCAGAGACAUGGUGAAGCAUCUGAACUCGAUCGAGGAGCAGGUUCUGGAGAGCAGAGCGUGGACUGCAGACUCAGCCCUGUGGAGCGCCCUGAAGGCUGCUGGGAAUAAAGUCCCCACGGUGGAGGAGGUGAAUUUCUCCUCCAGUCUCGACACGGGUUCCGGAUCUGGUGCCAUCAGCGGAGGUCAGUCCCACCUGCCUCUGGUCGCGCUCUCUCCCAUCAUCCACCCACGCAUCAGGGAGUUCAGAUCAGGUCUGGGCAGUGCCCGCAAAGAUGUGCCUCCCUCUCCCCUGUCGGUCCACGACAGGUACAGCUCUCCUGCGGCCGGCAGCGCCAAACGGCGUCUUUUCGGCGACGACCCUCCGGCCCCGACAUCAGGGCUGAACCCUGGCGUGAGCCCGUUGUCGUCUCCGGCCAAGAGGCUGACGUUCGGCUCGAGCAGCACCCUGAAGAUUGGAGCCCAGGGUGCCCAGACCACCGUUCUCAGUAUCCCACUGCAAGUCUCUGCAGGUGUGAAUAAUGACCGCGCUAUUGCACUGAUCCCGGUUCAGCCGUGCGACUCCUCCGGCGCCGUCACCGCUCAGUUUCUGCUCACCGCCUCCCCGAGCCGAGUCAUCUCCGCACCCACGACCUCUGACCCCCAGACAGGAAUCGGCCGGCCGCGACGCACCGGAUCACUCGCUCUGUUCUUCAGGAAGGUGUACCACCUGGCCAGUGUACGUCUGAGGGAUUUGUGCGUGAAGUUGGACAUCCCUUCGGAGCUGCGUGGGAAAAUCUGGACGUGUUUUGAACACGCUCUGGUCCACUGUACCGAUCUGAUGAAGGACAGGCACCUCGACCAGCUGCUGCUCUGUAGCAUUUACAUUAUAUCCAAAAUCACCAAAGACACUCACACCUUCCAGGACAUCAUGAAGUGUUACCGCAGCCAACCACAGGCCAGCAGCCACGUGUACCGCAGCGUGUUACUGCGUCACACUCCCAGAGAGCAGGUGGCUGACGAGAACAUGGAGGUGGAUCCUGUUUCUGGUGGCGAAUCCGCCGAGAAAACCAGUCAGGGCUCAGGAGAGGCAAACUCCGACCAAUCGGGCCAAGAGGAACGUGGUGACCUCAUCCAGUUUUACAACACCGUCUUCGUCCUGAAGAUGAAAAGCUUCGCUCUGCGAUACGCCGCCCACGAUAACCGGGUGGACGCUCCUCCUCUCUCCCCGUUCCCGUCGGUCCGGGCUCUGCCUCUGUCUCCUCGCCGAGUCUCUCAGAGACACUCGCUGUACGUGUCCCCCCACAAGAACUCUGCAGGAUGCCUCACACCGAACUCCUACACCUAUAGGAUCAACAGCAGCCCGUCCAAGGAGUUAUCGGACAUCAACCGGAUGAUCAGACAGGGCUGUGUGAGCAGGAAGAGGGCCUUCACCAUGGAGGGGGACGUGAUGAUGUCCUCAGCCAUGUGCGACUCCCCCAGCAAGAGGGCGUGCCCGGAGAACGGCAGCAGUCCCGACGUGCUGCUGAAGCGGCUGCAGGACGUCGUGUCCGAGCGGCAGAGUCGCUGACGGACGAAAACCCCAACAACG
Xiphias gladius (swordfish) is the source of this 3384-nucleotide messenger RNA. RefSeq names its product retinoblastoma-like 1 (p107) (gene rbl1). Gene Ontology annotation, biological process: negative regulation of G1/S transition of mitotic cell cycle; regulation of transcription by RNA polymerase II; cell differentiation. NCBI's taxonomy places the organism in Eukaryota, Metazoa, Chordata, Actinopteri, Istiophoriformes, Xiphiidae. Bases 160 to 3363 code for a protein of 1067 amino acids. The record is from RefSeq and is a predicted model, not a curated record. Gene Ontology annotation, molecular function: RNA polymerase II transcription regulatory region sequence-specific DNA binding. The transcript is spliced from 22 exons. Gene Ontology annotation, cellular component: transcription regulator complex; chromatin; nucleus.